This is a messenger RNA of Rhodamnia argentea, 2643 nucleotides long. RefSeq lists its product as uncharacterized. NCBI's taxonomy places the organism in Eukaryota, Viridiplantae, Streptophyta, Magnoliopsida, Myrtales, Myrtaceae. The transcript has 6 exons. Bases 1195 to 2142 code for a protein of 315 amino acids. The record is from RefSeq and is a predicted model, not a curated record.
CAACCUUAAUUUAAAAACCCAAGAUUCAAACAUCGCAUGCUCCUUUCCGCUCAAGCCAUAGACCAAGUCCGUCAAUCUCUCUCUCUCUCUCUCUCUCUCUAAAGUAAGAGAAAGCUUUCAUUUACGUAUCGUUCGAAGGUCAGACUGUUGACGAGCGCGACGGAUGAGUCCCCGCAAAUAAAAGGAGACAAAUUGAUGUUCUGAUGCCUUGAUUUCUGUUGGGUUCGUGAGAAUCUUUCCGACCUCUGCAUUUCUCUCAUCGCGGUUCAUUCCAGAACCCAAAAGGGCUCUGCUUUUGUUUUGGGUGCUUUAGUUGGAUAUUCUUGCCACCAUUUCUCCUUCGUUCCAGCCUCUCGAGAUUUUCUUUUCAUAGCGAAAAAGAGAAAAAAGGAAGUCGAAUCGUUUCCCGUUCCUUUCCGUUCGAGCCUUUGUCUCUAUACGAACGCCAUUAAAUAACAAACCACCGACGUUUCCCGCAGAAAACUUGGGUUUCAGUUGAAACAGCGGGAGGGGGCCAAAAAAAAAAAAAAGCAGAGAAUUUUCUCCUUCCUCUUGAAACUUUCUCUGGUUUUCCGACCCUUUUCGUCCUCUGCCUCCUCUCUCCAGUCUCCACAACUGGCGUGAAUUUUGGGGCCUCUUGUUUUUGGGUUUUGAUUUAAAGUGAAGGUUCUGAGUCUUCUGACGUCGAAUCGUCACGACUGUAGAAACAGGGUGCUUGUUUCUUCAGUGUUGAUCAAAAGGAGAACGCUUUGAGUUUUCUUUAAGGUUAGUGAAAUAGCAGAGAGAGAGAGAGAGAGAGAGAAAGAGAGGGGAGAACAAUCACUUCCUUGUAACAGUUGCGUUUCGCAAUCCCUUGGAUCGUUGUUUCGGUUUUUUUUCUCCCCUUCGUUUUUCCAUUUUUUGUUUUUUUUUUGGUUUUUCGUCGUCGAAUUGCCAACGAAGAAGAGAAGAAUCUUAGUGUCCUAAAAAAUAGCUGUCCGAAAGAGUCAAAAAAUAGUAUUUACUCGUCAAGCCCGUCUUUUUGGGCCGAUCAUUUUGUGUUUUUAGAGGGAAAAAUUAGUAUCCCGAUAAUCUCUCCCUCCCCUUCCCAAAUUCUCCCUCUGUUUUUCCUCUGUUUCUCUCCAUUUUCUGGGUUUGGAGAGAGAAGUUGAUUUCAAGAAAAACCUCUCUCUCUCUCUCUCUCUCUCUCAAAUUAUGGUCGUUGGCAAGGACUUGAUGCAAUCGAAUCUGGAUUGCUUCCUCCGAUGCAUAACGCCAGUCGUGCAAUCCCAAUCCCUACCCAAGACUGAGAUUAGGAACCUUAAUCGUUUGUGGCACCCCUGGGAGAGGGAAAAGAUAGAGUAUUUCACAUUGAGUGAUCUCUGGCGUUGUUACGAUGAAUGGAGCGCCUACGGGGCCGGUGUUCCGAUCGUCAUGAGCGGUGGAGAGACCUUAGUUCAGUACUAUGUGCCCUAUCUCUCGGCUAUACAGAUCUUCACCAGCAGUUCCUACGUGAACAGGGAGGAGGCUGAUUCCAGGGAUUGUGAGACGAGGGACUCGUUCAGCGACUCCUGCAGCGAAGAGAGCGAGAGCGAGAAACUAUCGAGGACGGAUGGAUGUUCGUCCGAAGAAGGUGGGUUCGAUCAAGACACGCUAUGGCAUCUGAAUGACAGAUUGGGCUACCUCUAUUUCCAAUACUUUGAAAGAUCGGCUCCUUAUGCUAGGGUCCCUUUGAUGGAUAAGAUAAAUGGACUCGCCAAAAAGUAUCCUGGUUUGAUGUCUUUAAGGAGUGUAGAUCUUUCUCCUGCCAGCUGGAUGUCAGUGGCUUGGUACCCAAUCUAUCAUAUUCCCAUGGGAAGGACCAUAAAGGACUUGUCCACAUGCUUCCUCACAUACCACACCCUUUCCUCUUCAUUCCAAGAUAUGGACCUCGAGGACGACGUCGAUUGUGCUCAGAGGAAGCGAAAGGAAGGGGAAGGCAUCGGCCUCCCUCCAUUUGGGCUGGCCACUUACAAGAUGCAGGGCAAUGUGUGGGUCUCGGGCAAGAGUGGCCGGGACCAGGAGAGGCUGAUGUCGCUGUUGAGCGUGGCAGAUUCGUGGCUGAAGCAGCUCAGGGUCCAGCACCACGACUUCGACUACUUCAUGGGGAUUCGGCGUGGCUAAAGCAUCAACUUGCAUGAAAACGUACACUCCGGAAUAGAUGCAGAAUUGACCCGUGGAAAAGAGGAAGAGAUAAAACAGAGGACCCUUUUUCGGGGAUCCGGCGUGUUAGGUUAACCACGAUCUCAAGAUGAGCCGUGUUCGAGGAAGGCGAAUUCAGCUGCCCAAACCUAUGUGAGACAUGAACGCGAUGUUUGUUGAGUUUGAGGGUUGUGUUUGGUUUUUCGGUUUCUAACCGCUGUGGAGUAUCUUAGUAGUUUGUAGGCUUGAGUUCCGGUGAUGCAGAGUGGGUUUGGAUCUGAGAAAAUAGGAAAAAAAAGUAGGAGAAAAGAAGAGGACGACUUUGAUUUGUGAAUUGUGUAGCUCUUCUGUACUGGUGGGAUGGAUCUGACUAUGACUCUCACAGGAUCAUGAGCGUAGUGGAUAGUCUGUUGCUUUCUGGCAUUUGUUGUAAAGAGGAAAAGCGGGGGUAAAACAAUGAAAAUCAGGGUAUAGUUUCGCGAA